Carya illinoinensis is the source of this 777-nucleotide messenger RNA. RefSeq names its product monooxygenase 1-like. Lineage: Eukaryota; Viridiplantae; Streptophyta; Magnoliopsida; Fagales; Juglandaceae. The record is from RefSeq and is a predicted model, not a curated record. Gene Ontology annotation, molecular function: FAD binding. The transcript is spliced from 6 exons. Bases 1 to 777 code for a protein of 258 amino acids.
AUGGAGGAAAUGGAAGAGAUAGAGAUCUUUAUAGUUGGCACUGGCAUUUGUGGCCUUGCUACUGCGCUUGCUCUUCAUAGGAAAGGUAUCAAAAAUGUGGUUUUAGAAAGAUCGGAGUCACUGCGAGCAAGCGGAGCAUGUAUCACUAUCCGGACGAAUGGUUGGCGGUGCCUUGAUCAGCUUGGUGUUGGCUCUGACCUCAGUCAGACAAACUGCCCUUCCUUUGCAAGGGUAACUACGAGACGGGCAGAAACUCGAUGCAUGAGGCGGAGUGAUCUUAUCAGGAUCCUAGCAGAAAGCUUGCCUCUCGGCACAAUUCGCCUUGGAUGCCAAAUACUCUCCGUUACACUAGACCCACUUACUUCCUAUCCAAUUAAUCAGCUCCAAAACGGGAGUGCCAUCCAUGCUAAGUUCUCAUACUUAGUAACCUUUGAGGGUCCUUUAAUCUACAAAUCAUUUGGAUUAAUAUCGCAAGUUUUGAUUGGAUGUGAUGAAGCCAACUCUGCAGUUGCACAUUUUCUUGAGCUAAAGCCAAAAAUUCUUUUGUCGUUGUCAGAAACUAGAGGUUUUACCAAUUAUCCAAGUGGUCAUGGUUUCAAGAUGGAAUUUUUUCAAGUUUCUGAGGACGACAACAUAAUGUUUGGAAGGCUGCCAAUUGAUAAUAAGUUGGUCUAUUGUGCAGUGAUUGCAAAGGAUCCAGAGCUCAUUCAUAAACUGACUCUUGAAUCGAUGAAGGACUUCCCCACAGGAAGUGGUGGACAUGAUAAGAAACAGUGA